UGGAAAGUGAGGAAAGGAGGGAGUGAGAGGAGUCCAUAUAAAGAAAGAGGAGGAGAUACGAGACCACAGUAACAGAGAGAUUCUACAAGCUGUACGUUAUACAAGAUACCGUAGUAAAAGAGGACUGGACGUGUGUCAGGAUGGCAGGCGCUGGACUGAGAGUGCGUUACUGGCUCACACUGAUCUCGGGUUUGUUCGAGUGUUUGUGCUUCGCCGGCAUCCUGUUCGGAUGGGCCUCGCUGGUGUUCGUGCUCAAGAGCGACGGCUACUUCAGCUACCUGUGUGUGAACAGUACAGUCAACGGGACCGUUACGAAAGAUUGCAGUGAGCAGGAUGAGCAGCUCUCCAUUAUCUUCACCAUCGCCUCCUUCAUGAACAACUUCUUCGCUCUGCCCAACGGGUUCGUGUUUGACCGUUUUGGCACCACGGUGACCAGACUCCUAGGAAUAUCUAUCUACACCACCGGGACCUUACUGAUAGCCUUCUCAAACGCUGCACUAUCAGUCCUCCUCUACCCUGCUCUCUCCCUUAUUGCAGUUGGAGGAAUUCUUUUCUUACUCACUAACAUGCAGGUUGGAAAUCUCUUUGGAGCCCAUCGGUCCACUAUCAUCACUCUGUAUAACGGAGCCUUCGACUCGUCCUCUGCUGUCUUCCUUGUCGUCAAGUUGCUGUAUCAAGACGGCGUGUCCCUCCGUUCCUCGCUCAUCUUCUUGUCCUGUUGCAGUGUUGUUCAUCUGAUUCGCACCUUCCUGCUGAUGCCUCGGGGACACAUCCCCUACGCUCUCCCUGAGAACUACACCUACGGGCCGGGACGUGGGGACGCUCGGACGUCUAACGAGUUGGAAAACGCCAAAGCUAAGAACAGCACCCGGAAUUACGAGGCUACAGAGACGACGCCGUUUAAAGAACACGGUUCUACCAAGACCGCCACUCCAGACAUGUCAGAGCGAAGCUUCAGAGGCUGUGUCUUCUCUUGGUUCUUCGUAUGGCAUCUGCUGUGGUUAUCGAUCAUGCAGCUGAGACACUACCUGUUCAUUGGGACUCUGAACCCCAUGCUCAACCGCCUAACAGCUGGUGACCCGAGCCUCGUGAGCAGGUACACCAAUGCAUUUGCCUUCACUCAGCUGUGUGGGAUACUGUGUGCCCCCUGGAAUGGGCUCAUUAUGGACCGGAACAAAGGAAAACCCAGGGAAAAAGGCCAGAGCGAAAGUGAGGCGGACCUGAAGGCAGCCGUAUUGUCUCUAUGCGUGACGGCGAUGCAGUGUGUGCUCUUCUCCCUGUGUGCUAGUAUUCCUCUACUACCCCUGCAGUAUCUCACCUUCAUACUACAGGUCAUCAAUAGGUCCUUCCUGUAUGGAGGGAACGCAGCUUUCAUCAGCGUGGCGUUCCCUCCUGCACAUUUCGGAAAGCUGUACGGAACAGUGAUGGCUCUCUCGGCGCUGCUGUCCGUCCUACAGUAUCCCUGCUUCUCUCUCAUCACUGGACCUCUUGGUGGAGAUCCAUUUGCCGUUAAUGUUGCUCUGACCAUCCUGAGUUGCCUGGCCUUUAUACAUCCUCUCUCUGUUUACCUGCACUGCCGGCGCCGAGCGGCUCGACGGACCAAAGCUGAUAAAACUACCUCCUCUUAAAUAGCACGUGUCCAUAAAGGGAAUGCGAUGAACCAACUUCACGGCAAAUAAAUGCUAAAAGGAGGUGGUGUUUAUAUAUGGAAAAUACUGAUGACAAUAUUGUUCUAAUGUAAACAAGGAGCAGCUAUUUUCAUGUUUAUGGAUAUUUAAGUUUUCACCGAUGUUCUGUACAAAAUGUUUUUGUUUUCUACGCUGCAUUAUAGUGCAGUAAUGCAGUACUUAAGCACCUUAUUAUUCACACACUUAAGGACAUUUUAAGGCAAUGUUUAAUUCUCGUCUAGGACUUAAAAGGGACCACUAAGAGGUCUUAAAACAUAAAGAGUGCAGUAAAAGUAGCAAGGGGCAAAGCAGUGUAUAAUGAGGUAACGGUGCUGUGGUAACUGUAGUGUGUGAUGUGUGAUGAUAUGCUGCCCCCUACAGGACAAAACAAAGUCUGCUAACUGAGCUUGUGCUGGGUUUCAGGGUUGUACUGUAUACAUUACUCUAAUAAAUAAAAAAAAGGGACUAAGUGCCUUGAAUGAAUUCAAGUUACUACAAAGCUGUUCUGGUACAGAUAUGUCAUAAUUAAAACUUUUAUGAAUCCUGGGUACUUUGUAAGCGGAAAUACUGAACGUGAGGAAGCAAAACAAAUUAUUUGUAUUUUUCCGACUUUCACAGAUUCCUAUGAACAACAUAACUGCUUUUCCACUACACUAGAACGAAUGUUGUUGUUUUUUUUUUGGUUUUUUUAAAGAUUUUUUAAAAAAUAUUCAGCUCGGACUGUUUUUUUCCCUGUCCCUAGAUGUGUCUCUGUAUGUGAUUUCACUAAAACUUAUAUAUAUAUAUAUAUAUAUAUAUAUAUAUAUAUAUAUAUA
Molecule: messenger RNA, 2482 nt
Organism: Ictalurus punctatus (channel catfish)
Lineage: Eukaryota; Metazoa; Chordata; Actinopteri; Siluriformes; Ictaluridae
Product: equilibrative nucleobase transporter 1
Exons: 13
Coding region: 141-1628 (495 amino acids)
Biological process (GO): transmembrane transport
Molecular function (GO): transmembrane transporter activity
Source: RefSeq, a predicted model, not a curated record